GCGCUAUCUGGCGCUUGUGUCAUCAACUAGUUGCCAGCCGGCUGGUUCAUAUAGUUGUUUACCGCAUAUUUUGAUCUUAUUCCAUGUUUUGCUGUAUCUCCUGUUGUCAUGAUUGAUUAGCAGCAUACAUUUGAUCACAGGUCUUUUUGGAACGCUAUGAGUUUACGCUAAAAGCUAGAAGAGUCAAUGACAUUUCGGUAAAGGAAUUACAAGCAGUCUCGAACCGGUACCCAGGGAUUAUAACCUUUAAAAUGUCUUCCUCUGAAGACGUUCUUCUACAGGUCAAUGAAGUCAGAUACAAAAAGGGCGAUGGCACUUUAUAUGCUAUGAAUGAACGUCUGGCUUGGAUAUUGGAGGGUAAAGACACAGUGUCUGUAAGUCACCGAUAUGCUGAUAUAAAAACUCAGAAAAUAUCACCUGUUGGGAAACCAAAGAUACAACUCCAGGUGGUUUUAAAUGAUGGAACCACUUCUACCUUCCACUUUGUGAACAAAUUAGGUCCUGAGGCUCAGAUAAAAGACAGAGAUGUAGUCAAAGAAUUGUUGCAACAGCAGUUGCCUAGAUAUCAAGCUCCAGCUAGGCCUAUUAAUAAGGAACUAGAAGAAAAAAACAGAUUAUUGUCUCAAAACCCAUCUCUUCUUCAACUUUAUAAAGACUUGGUAAUAACCCAAGUAAUAACAGCAGAUGAGUUUUGGGUGAAACACGCUACAAAAUUUAUGCAAAAGCAGAAAGCACAGGCACAGGAAAUUGGUGUCUCGGGAGCAUUUUUAGCUGAUAUUAAACCACAAACUGAUGGUUGCAAUGGACUGAAAUACAAUUUGACUCCUGACAUUAUUGAAUCUAUAUUUAAAACUUACCCUGCUGUUAGAACUAAAUAUAUGGAACAUGUCCCAAUUAAACUGAGUGAAACAGAGUUUUGGACCAAAUUUUUCCAGUCUCACUAUUUUCACAGAGAUCGUAUCAAUGCUGGAACUAAAGAUCUGUUCACAGAAUGUGCCAAACUAGAUGACCAAGAACUGAAGCAGGAUAUUAACUCAGGAAUUAGUGAUCCACUAGUGGAUAUUACUGGUUUUGAAGACACCUCACUAGCUGAGGGUUAUGGAAUAACUCCAGAUAAACCUUCAUCAUCAGGAGGAAAUAUUGUUCACCAGAGUAUGAUAAAGCGAUUCAAUCAGCAUUCCAUUAUGGUUUUGAAAGCUUGUCAGGAGAAAGAACCAACGCAAUCAAACGGUGAUGGUCUGCAGAGCAACUCUGGCUCCACAACUUCAUCUGACACAUCUCUUAAACCACCGGAAGAAAAGAGAAUGAGGUUGAUUGAAAAAGUUACAUAUGAAGAUCUGGAUUCCACAUCAACUGUUCAGUCAGCUCCUCCACUGAGACUCAACUUUGGUCAGGUGGAGGGUUAUCUGCAAGGGUCUACACCUCAAUCCGCAUACUCCACUGAAGCAUAUCAUAGUUCACAAGCGGAUCCCAAACUCCGCAGGGAUGAAUUUAGGAAAGAGCUCUCUCUUUGGUAUACUAGCCAUGGUGGACAGAGCACUUUGGUACGUCCUGCUGCUGCAGUCAGUGCACUAGGAGAACUCACUCCAGGUGGGGAGCUCAUGAAAGGCUUCAUUGCUGAAUCUCAAGCCCAACUGGUACCCUCAGAUCUCCAGCUUGAGCUCCGAAAUCUUUACAUAAGUAUGUGUGAGUUACUGAGGCACUUCUAUGCCUGCUUUCCUCCUACAAAUCCUCAACUGGAAGAAAAGGUUGUGAAAAUGUAUGAAGCAAUCAACCGAUUUCAUGCCACCAGGCUCACUCCUUUUGAGGAUAGGGUAAGGGCAGAAUUUUCCCCAAUCCGCCAUCACCUUACUAGUCACCUUCAUCAGCUUAUUGCUGCAGCAUACAGAAGGUUUGAUACUUGGAAGAUGCGGCAAAAGACUGGUAGACCUUUAAGCUUAAAUAAAAUGUAAACAUUGUUGAAAUCAUAUUCCAAACUUCUAUUCCAUCCAGUGUCAUCUUGAUUACAAAUAAAUAAAAUCAUUUCAUGAAGAAAAAAAUGUA
Molecule: messenger RNA, 2043 nt
Organism: Frankliniella occidentalis (western flower thrips)
Lineage: Eukaryota; Metazoa; Arthropoda; Insecta; Thysanoptera; Thripidae
Gene: Tfb1
Product: general transcription factor IIH subunit 1
Exons: 11
Coding region: 252-1952 (566 amino acids)
Biological process (GO): nucleotide-excision repair; transcription by RNA polymerase I; transcription by RNA polymerase II
Cellular component (GO): transcription factor TFIIH core complex; transcription factor TFIIH holo complex
Source: RefSeq, a predicted model, not a curated record